Debaryomyces tyrocola is the source of this 628-nucleotide messenger RNA. The record is from the annotation of a GenBank genome assembly. NCBI's taxonomy places the organism in Eukaryota, Fungi, Ascomycota, Pichiomycetes, Serinales, Debaryomycetaceae.
AUGAAUGAAUAUUCGAGAGAUCUAGUUUCACAGCAUCCAUUGUAUCUUGCGAUGUGUAAAUGCGUUGAGGAUGAAUUAGAAAUGUACGAUUAUCGUGAUUUUUAUCCAGGUUGGGGAGUGAUGACAGUGGAUUAUCGGAUUCUAAUUCAAGAGUUGUUUAAGGUAGAUAAUCGAGAAGUAGAGUAUUUUAUUACAAGAGUUCAAACUCGAUACCUUGAUUUUUUAACAGACUUUAAGAGAAACUACCCACAAGAAGUUAAGAGACUUUUAAGGCUNAUUUUGUCGCUUCCUAUGUGUGAAUAUGAAAUAGAGAAUAUGAAUAAUUUUUCUAGUAGUGGUAGCAAAGGAAGCUCUAAUAAUUACAUCAAACAAUUUCCCUAUUUUAGGUGUGGUAACAAUUAUUUGACAGAAAUGGGGGACGACGAAGUAGCCAUCAUUGUAAGGGAAAUUUUCCUUCGAAUGGAGGAUAUCAAUUUGGCAGACGCCCUUACGGGUUUUGCUUUCCAUGAAUAUGAAUUGAUUCCUCGCGGUGGUUCACUAGAAGAUCCUUAUAAACUCGCAUUUCUCAACCACUUGAUAAAACCAAUAUGUUCAAUGUUGAAAAUUGCUUUAGGCAUUGUAACGAAAG